Messenger RNA from Cicer arietinum (chickpea), 1501 nucleotides. Its product is annotated as calcineurin B-like protein 10. Lineage: Eukaryota; Viridiplantae; Streptophyta; Magnoliopsida; Fabales; Fabaceae. Gene Ontology annotation, biological process: calcium-mediated signaling. Gene Ontology annotation, molecular function: kinase binding; calcium ion binding. The record is from RefSeq and is a predicted model, not a curated record.
AAAAAAUCCAAAAGAUAAAGUUACCAAAUGCAAUCCAGACAAGGCAAAAGGGUAAGAGUCACAAGGGAUGUCUGUCUUUUCAUCAAGACGAGAUUUAUUCAACUCCACCAUAUCAUAUACAUAAUUUUUUGUUUGUACUAAUAUAAGUAACAAGAUAACAUCACAUCUACACCGCACUAACCGCCAAUUCACAACUACUCUACCCAGAAAAAAAAAGCCUUAAAACUUCAAUAACAAACAAUGCAGCACAAGAUUUUCCAUAUUAAUAACCGUUUUUAUCACCACUUUUCAUCCAACCUAGAUAGAGAAACGAACCAACAAACGCGCAUCUCAUCACCAUGCCCACGGAUUCCCCUGGUGGUUCAAGUACAACAAUAGGGGAAUGUAUUUAUGCGGCGUUGAUGCCACUCAUAGCUGUCGUCGAGGUUCUGGUUUUUGCUGUCGCAGGUUGUUUCAAUUCUCAUCCUCCACUCUCCAUUUUUCGCAAUCGCAAAUCUGCUUAUACAUCUAAUGACUUCGCGCGCCUUGCUGAAGAAACCAGAUUUACUGUUAAUGAAGUGGAGGCAUUGCAUGAGCUGUUUAAAAAGAUAAGUAGCUCCGUGAUUGAUGAUGGCUUGAUUCACAAGGUAGAGCUUCAAUUAGCACUAUUUCAAACCCCAAAUGGAGAAAAUCUUUUUCUGGAUAGAGUUUUUGAUAUUUUUGAUGAGAAGAGAAAUGGUGUUAUCGAGUUUGACGAAUUCGUCCAUGCGCUCGGUGUUUUCCAUCCUUAUGCCCCUAUGGAUGAAAAAAUAGAUUUUGCAUUUAAGCUCUAUGACCUGCGACAAACCGGAUUUAUUGAGCCAGAAGAAGUCAAGCAAAUGGUAAUAGCUAUUUUGAUGGAAUCUGAAAUGAAUCUUUCUGAUGAUCUUCUUGAAGCUAUUGUUGACAAGACAAUUGCAGAUGCUGAUCAGGACAACGACGGAAAAAUCAGUAAAGAAGAUUGGAAAGCUUUUGUGAAUCGAAAUCCAUCUCUCUUGAAGAACAUGACACUUCCUUAUUUGAAGGAUAUCACAACUGCGUUUCCUAGUUUUAUUUUCAAAUCAGAGGCUGAACUUUGAGGAAAAAGAUGUGUUACUUUGGUAUCAAGAUUAAAUGCUGUAUGUUUGAGGCAAAUAAUUGGAUGUUUCAUUGCUGUAAAUGGUAACAACAGAGGUAAUUUGUCGACAAACAAUCACGGUAGGCGACACCGCAUAAUUCCUGAAACCAUACCUUGAAGCCAACAAGUUUUAAUGUUUUGUAGCAUGUAAUUUUUACAGAUCUGAUUAUAUGUAUAUUCACAUAACUAAGACUAAGUAUACGCCUUUGGUUCCAUUGUACAUAGAGAGAGGAUUGCAGUUACAUCUUCAAGUGAAACGUCACGAGUUAUUCAAAGUCUCAAGUUAGUGAGCUUGCCUUUGGGGUGACCAAGUGUAUUUAGUAUAUUAAUUUAAUUUGAAGUAUAUAUAAUUUUUUUUAUUGUUCA